Molecule: messenger RNA, 870 nt
Organism: Cygnus atratus (black swan)
Lineage: Eukaryota; Metazoa; Chordata; Aves; Anseriformes; Anatidae
Gene: KRT222
Product: keratin 222
Exons: 6
Coding region: 1-870 (289 amino acids)
Source: RefSeq, a predicted model, not a curated record
AUGGAACUGUCCCAGCUCCUCCGAGAGAUCAGGGCAAAGUAUGAAACGCUCAUCACCAGAAAUCAGAUAAAGACCAUCAUCUCAGCAAGGACCCAGCUAGAAGCAGCUACAGUUAAAAGAAUGGACAAAGAUGCAGAAGCGUUAAAGGCAGCCAGAGCAGAACUCUGUGAAGCCAGGCGGCAGUGGCACCACAUGCAGAUUGAAAUCGAAUCUCUCCAUGCUGUGGAAAAGGGUUUGGAGCGUUCAUUGCGUGCCACAGAGCAGCAGUACCACAUGCAACUACAGAAUUUAGAAGCUGAGAUUGAAUGUUUAGAGAAAGAGCUACAGGAAGUGAGAAGAAGUAUUGAGAAGCAGCUUCGAGAGCAUGAAAUUCUGCUGAACACUAGGAUGAAACUGGAGGAGGAGAUAGCAACGUACCGCAGUCUGCUUGAACAAGAAGAGAGCAGGUAUCGUUGCUCUAUACCUAAUCAAAAGGAUGACAAAAAGCCUACCACUAGCAAGAUUACCUUUAUGCUGCCUUCAAGUGAUAUAUUUGCAUUUUCUUUUAUAGAUGGUGUAAAGAAGCAUGAAACUGAGAAGGUGGAAUUGAUGACAAAACAAGCAGUCCUAGAUGGAAAUAUUAUGAAGGAAAGUGCUGAAGCUCAUGGCACUAUACAAACAGAAAAAGUGGAUGAAGUUAUUAAAGAAUGGGAAGGUUCUUUCUUUAAGGACAACCCACGCUUAAGGAAAAAAUCAGUUUCACUGCGCUUUGAUCUCCACCUAGCAGCAACCGAUGAAGGAUGUUUGCACACUAAACAGAAAACUCUUCCAGACAUUGAAGUCAGGCUGGUAAUGAGGAGGUCGUGCAGUAUCCCUUCUAUCAAACCUUAA